AUGCUAACUGCUUGUCUUGUUUUGCAGCGCGAGAAACGUCAGAGCAAAGUGACGAAGUCAGUGCUGAAGAUAACAGAGUACCAUGUGCAGUGUGUGGUGGUGUCUCGCUAUGCCCACACCACGGUCCGCAGCAGCGUGUGGAACCAUCUGGCCACCAUUAAAGAGGCGGCCUUCGAGGUGGACCUGCCCUCCGCAGCCUUCAUAUCCAACUUCAGCAUCACCUCCAAUGGCAAAGAGUACGUUGCCCAGGUAACAGAGCGCACGGCAGCCAGGAAGAUCUACGAUGCAGCCAAGAAGCAGGGCAAGACUGCAGGCCUGGUGGCCACCAAAGAGCGUGAGAUGGAGAAGUUCCGAGUGGCGGUCAGCGUGCCGCCCGGCGCGCGCCUGUCCUUCACCCUGGUGUACGAGGAGCUGUUGUCACGGCGACUGGGUCGCUACGAGCUGGCGCUGGGGCUGCGGCUGGGUCAGCCGGUGCAGAACCUCACGGUGGACGUGAGCAUCAGCGAGCCCAGUGGACUCAGCUUCAUCAAGGCCCUGCCCCUGCGCACCAGCCGACUGCUCACAAAGACAGGUGAUGGUGAGUCCCCAGCGUCCACUCAGGUGCAGCAGCGCUCCCACUGCGCGCGCGUGCGCUACAGCCCCACAGCCCAGCAGCAGCUCAGCUCCGGCCCCAAGGGCCUCAGCGCAGACUUCAUCGUCCACUACGACAGUGACCACAAGGACCUGAUGGGAGACAUACAGGUGCAUGAUGGGUAUUUUGUCCAUUAUUUUGCUCCACGAGAUCUUCCAGUGGUGCCCAAAGAUGUCAUAUUUGUCAUUGACAUCAGCGGCUCAAUGAUCGGCAUCAAGAUGAAGCAGACCAAGCAGGCCAUGUUCACCAUCCUGGCGGAGCUUAGGGAGGGGGACUUCUUCAACAUCAUCACCUUCUCGGAUAAAGUCCACACCUGGAGGAAGGGACGCACCGUCCAGGCUACGCGUCACAACAUCCGGGAUGCCAAAGAGUUCAUCAGGAAGACCAAUGCCGAGGGCUGGACCAACAUCAACGCGGCGCUGUUGUCUGCCGCUCAGCUGCUGAACCCCUCCUCUUCCUCUCCCUCGUCCCGCUCCUCCUCCUCCUCCUCCUCCUCCUCCUCUCGUCGCGUGCCCCUCAUCAUCUUCCUCACCGACGGGGAGGCCACCAUCGGCGUGACGGCCGGCGACACCAUCCUCCGCAACGCGCAGUCGGCCCUGGGCGCGGCCACGCUCUUCGGCCUGGCGUUCGGCGACGACGCCGACUACCCGCUGCUCAGGCGGCUGGCGCUGGAGAACCGCGGCGUGGCGCGCAUGGUGCACGAGGACGCCGACGCCGCGCUCCAGCUGACCGGCUUCUACCGCGAGGUGGCCAGUCCGCUGCUCUCCGACGUGCAGCUGACCUACCUGGAGCCCCGCGCGGAGCAGCUCACGCGCACCCUCUUCCCACACUACUUCAAGGGCUCGGAGCUGGUGGUGGUGGGGCGUCUGAAGCGUGGUGCCCAGCAGGUGAAGGUGGCGCUGUCGGCCAGCAACGCCAAGCGCAAGAUGCGAGUGGAGCGAGAGCUGGCGGCGCCCGUGGCGGGCGCUGACGGAGAGGCCUCUGGCGGGCUCGCCUGCCCGGGCGUGGGGCCCGGCGGUGCCAGCUUCGUGCGCCGGCUGUGGGCGUACUUCACCAUCAAGGAGCUGCUGCUGGCGCGCGCCAACAGCAGCGAGGUGGGCAUGCAGCGCUUGCUCACCGAGAAGGCCGCCAACCUGUCGCUGGCGUACAACUUCGUCACGCCCGUCACCUCGCUGGUGGUGGUCAAGCCGGACGCGGACGAGGUGACCACGCCGAAACCGACCACGCCGCCGGCGCCCACGUCCUCGUCUUCCACGACCGUCACGACCAGCGCAGCAUCCAGCACCCCCUCUGCCCGCACCACCACAACCACCACCACCACCACCACCACCACACAGAGCCCCGCGGGCCGAGUGUCCAGCCCCAGCCCGGGCCCCAAAGCUGGGGUACCCCCGUCCAGCAAGCACCCUCGGCCGACCCUCUCCCUGCCCCCCCGGCCUCAGCCGCCCCCGGGCCUCCACACCACUGGUCACCCCUCUGGCCCUCCCGCCCCCCCGGCGGCCCCCCCUUCAGCUGCCGUGUCGCCUCGCUGGACCACCACUGCCCCCACGAGCCCCGCCCUCUCCAGUAAGCCCACUGGUGCAGCCCUGGCCUCCCUGGUCAAAACCACGCCUGCCCCGAGCACGUCCGCACCUGACAGAACCACGCCGGCCCCCAGCUCAGCUUCUCCGCCCAGCAAAGACUCGUCCACCGCGGGCCCCGACGAGGGCACCAUGGCUGACGUGGACCCCCAGCAGCCGCCCGCAGCUCAGGACAACGUGCCCGACGUCGCCCUCGACGUUGCUCUCGACAUCGCCACCCUGGUGGCCGCCACCUUCAUGCCGAUGCCGGGGGUCACGAAUGCCCCCAAGCCGUGGGAGGCCGUAGGACUGUUAGAUGUCUCCACUGCAAUCCAGGUGCAGGAGAAAGAUAUGGACCAGAUCAAAGAUUACGAAGCUACUUACGACUAUGAUUAUGACUACGACCACCACCAUGAGCUUGGUUUUGAGGCCUGGGACCAGAACGCCUCUCUGGACAGCCCAACUACUCUCAGCUCUGUCAGAGGUUUCUCAUCCUCAGUGGAUGGAGAUCCCCACUUUGUGGUGCAGCUGCCCAAACUGCAGCAGAAUCUGUGCUUCACCAUCGACGGCAACCCCAGUGAUGUGCUGCGCCUGGUGGAGGACCCAGAGACAGGCAUUAUCGUGGACGGACGUCUUUUCCUGGCCCCCUCCAAGCAGGGUGUAGAGGACCGCACGCGCACCUACUUUGACCAGAUCACCAUGACAGCAGCAGGUUACUUCCUCACCAUGACGAUGGAUGCCAUCGCUGUGGAGAAGGAUGAGCUCGUGAUCCUGCCCACCAAUCGGUCAGGCUCGGUGACGCGGCCAGGCCUGCGGGUUGUCAUGGACACCCACGAGGGAUGCUGGGUGGAGGUGGGCGGAGACGUGCGCUUCCUGGUGCUCUUCCAUCACUACAGUCACCCCAGCUACCUGCAGAUGGCACACCUGGGCUUCUACGUCGCCAACGGCCAAGGCCUCUCCGCCCUCACGCAUGGCCUGCUGGGUCAGUUCCAGCACAUGCACCUGGAGGUGGUGCCGCUGGGGGGUGACGACGCAGACGCAGCCCAGCAGAGGCAUCCGAGGCCGGGCCCAGCAGCUGCGGAGGCAGAGGGGGAGGGGGACACAACGGAGCCCUUGGGCCUGCUGAAGCUCGGGGACCUGCUGCUGGCCGUGUCCCUGCAGGAGAAGCGGCUGAAGGACUCGGUGGGCAGGAGGCACGACGCCCAGUGCUGGGUGCUGCCCAAGCCACAGGUGGAGCGGCUACUGGGGCACCCGUACAACAGCUAUGUGGUGGAGCGCGUGUGA
Molecule: messenger RNA, 3474 nt
Organism: Sardina pilchardus (European sardine)
Lineage: Eukaryota; Metazoa; Chordata; Actinopteri; Clupeiformes; Clupeidae
Gene: itih6
Product: inter-alpha-trypsin inhibitor heavy chain family member 6
Exons: 17
Coding region: 1-3474 (1157 amino acids)
Biological process (GO): hyaluronan metabolic process
Molecular function (GO): serine-type endopeptidase inhibitor activity
Source: RefSeq, a predicted model, not a curated record